This is a messenger RNA of Staurois parvus, 723 nucleotides long. The record is from the annotation of a GenBank genome assembly. NCBI's taxonomy places the organism in Eukaryota, Metazoa, Chordata, Amphibia, Anura, Ranidae.
AUGGAUAUUCUUAUCUUUCAGAUGUCCUUAGUGGUAUCAACAGAUGACUGUGAAAUGUGGAAAGAAGAAUAUGAAAAACUGAAAGCAGAGUGGAGUGAACUUCACAGCAAACACUGUGAACUGGAGAACGACAUGAAUGUUCUGCAGAGUAAGCUUAAGUGGGUUACAAAUCAAGAAGUACAACUUCAGCAGCUUCAAAAUCGCAUACUUAGUCUGGAGCAAGAUAGAAGUGAACUUCAGGCCUGUAAUGAGCAGUUGCAGGAGGACUGUGAGAUCCAGAAGGAGCAACUGAGUUCUUUACAAGCUAGAUUACAGAAUGCAGAAGAGCAGAAAUUACUGAAGCAGAUACAGAUCAAUAGUUUACAAAAGGGACUUGCAGGACUGGAGCAAAAAAGCAGUUCAUACAUUACAUCAAACACAGGAAUAGUGCAUUUUCGGGAAACACCUGAUGGAGCAUUGCAGAAUGACUGCCUUCAUUCUAUUAUGGAGAAGCUAACGUCAAAAGAGGAAGAAUGUACAGGUUUAAAGGCAGAAGUUGAUUUAAUUACAGAAGAAUACAAGUCAUGUCAACGAAAACUGCAACAGUGCAGGGAGGAACUGAAGGGAAAUCACAGGCGGAAACCCAAGAGACGCUGUUCCUGUUGGAUGCCAGUCUUGGUGAUAAUAUGUGCUGCAGUAACUGCAUACCUUUUCUCCUCUGAAAUUGAACAUUUCCUUCAAUGA